ACACCAUUACUCAACCAUUAGCCAGAUAGGAAGCACAAUGGCUGUGGAAGAAGUGAUCUACACGUUGUUGGAGGUGCUCAUUGCUGUCAGCUGCUGUCUUGGUAAUAUGUUGGUUAUUUUAUCACUGUGGAUCAGUAAAAUCAACCAACAGCCCACCUUCUGCCUUAUUGUCUGUCUGGCUGUGGCUGACUUUAUGGUUGGCUGUGUGGCCAUACCGAUGGCUGUGGUGGUGGACAGACGAGUGGACACUUCAUUCCACAGCUGUCUCUUCAUCAGCUGUGUGGUCGUUCUGUUGACACUAGUCUCAGUUUUGUCCCUCACGGCUAUUGCGGGGGACCGCUUCCUCCGGGUGUAUAUCCCUCUCAGGUACAAAAGGACUGUAACACAGAGACAUUCUUGGCUUGUGGUUGCAGCAUGUUGGCUUGUUGCAAUACCGCUGAGUUUUGCUCCCAUGCUUGGAUGGUACAACCAUGAAACUUUGUCCAAUUCAGUCAACUCUUCUAUUCGCUGCGAGUUUAUCGCUGUGAUCCCCAUGUCGUACCUAGUUUACUUCAACUUUUUCCUCUGCACCCUGACACCUCUGUUGGUGAUGAUUGCACUGUACGGCUACAUUUUCUGCACCAUUCGAGGAAACCUCCGUGAGAAACCAGGAAACGGUGCCCAGAAACUGUCUCAGAACUACCUAAAGAAAGAGAAACAGCUGGCAGGAUCUCUGUCUCUGGUCUUGGCUUUGUUUGCCCUGUCCUGGCUCCCUCUCCACAUUAUGAACUGCAUGGUUUACUUUGGUGGGCAGAAUGAUGUACCUGUUAAAGCUUUCUAUCUUGGCAUCCUGCUUUCUCAUGCUAACUCGGCUGUAAACCCAGUUGUGUAUGCAUUCAAAAUACAAAAGAUCAAGACGGCAUAUCAGAAGCUCUGGAGACAGUAUAUCUCAUGUGGAGAAGAAAAUAAAGGAACUCAGACAAGCCAGACGUCAGACAACAAUCCCAGUAGUAACAUGAACGAUGUAGCCAAUAAUGAGUGAAGAAAGAUUUCCGUUUUUGUUUGAUUGACUGUUCAAUUAGUUAGUUCAGUUACAGUAUGUGAAGUGUAAUACAAUCCAAAAUAUACCUUACAAUAAUCACAUCGAGCCUUUUACACUGAAAGAUCUGUUCUCUGGUAUGUUCAGGAGUGUGUGUGUGUGUGUGUGUGUGUGUGUGUGUGUGUGUGUGUGUGUGUGUGUGUGUGUGUGUGUGUGUGUGUGUGCGUGUGUGUGUUGGGGAAACUGUCUUGCAGAGAAAGAGGGCAACUUUCACUUGUCUUAAAAGCUUUAGUUUAGUUUCACAUCAGUGUUAUUUUUCUGUUUCUAAUGAAGUUCCAGUUCUCUAUGUUUACUUCAACAGAAAUAGAGUGUGUUGGAAAUUACUUUCACUAUCUUUGAAAAGGAAUUUAGAAACCUGGCUGUCUUGAACUGAUACAUUCAGACAUCUUAAGUAUGAGUGUCACUGUCAUCAUUACUUUUGGAACAUACAUUUUGUAGCGCGUACACUUGACCUUUAACACACCUACAGGAACUUCAACAGAGUUUCUGAAAUAAGACAAAACAAACAAAAACCAACAUAAUGAAAAAGUCAAAGAGCCGAUGAUGAGGAGCUGAUGAUUUUUAAUAGGAUCAAAUGUUUUAGUUUCCUCACUAUUACCGUAUAUACAGCUCUAUUUUCUUCUGUACAUAUAGUACAUAAUGACUCAAACACAAUCAAACACAAGUUUAAUUUCAAUCUUUUAGUGAGCAUUUACUUCCUGCCUACCAUAAAUAGUUUAUGUAUAUUUACGAGCCACAAUUAUCAGCCAGCAUGUAACUCAUUUAGUUAGUCCAGGGGUUCUCAAACAUGGUUUACACGCUUACUAUCAUUUGUAUUAUAUAAAUAAUCCUGACCUGUUUCAUAGUGAUAAACAGAAACACAUUUUAAUUUGAAUUAUUUUUGGCCUCACGUCAAUGGUCCCCAUCUGUAGAUAUGUACAUUUUAAUGAUACACAAUUGCAUAAUAUUAGUGCCACGGACCCCAGGGGGUCAUCGGACCUCACUUUGAGAAUCACUCACUUCAAGCAGCUCACCGUGCAGCUAAGAUAUAAACGUGUUUUUAUUCUGCAAAAGCUUAAACCACAAUGUCUCAUUUCCUAUUCCUGCAUGUGUUCGACUUUGACUGUGACAAAUUAAAAGAACUAUCCAUCAGAAAUUAAA
This is a messenger RNA of Cottoperca gobio, 2218 nucleotides long. RefSeq names its product adenosine receptor A1-like. The transcript has 2 exons. The record is from RefSeq and is a predicted model, not a curated record. The coding region runs from base 38 to 1021 and encodes 327 amino acids. Gene Ontology annotation, cellular component: synapse; plasma membrane; dendrite. Gene Ontology annotation, biological process: G protein-coupled adenosine receptor signaling pathway. Gene Ontology annotation, molecular function: G protein-coupled adenosine receptor activity. NCBI's taxonomy places the organism in Eukaryota, Metazoa, Chordata, Actinopteri, Perciformes, Bovichtidae.